CGUCUGCUAGGUUGGAGAGGACCUUGCCCUGCCUCCUCUCUCGUUGCAAUCGUGUCUUUGGCUUCAUAGGUUUACUCAUUAUACUGGAGACAACGUGGGAUCCACCUACCAGGCUGAAGCAAGUGCGACGGAAACCAUCCUUUCAGCGUUUUCAUGGCUCCAGCUAAGGCCGUCAGCCUUCAUGAAUUGUCAUCUUCGUCAAGAGUUUGAAUGAGGCUUCUUCUCUAUGCUUCCUCGUCUGUGCUGAAGGCUGAGGGUCGAGCUGAGGUUGAUGACAAGAUUGACGAAACCUAUCAUUGGGCCCUGGUCUACUUGGAUUUGCAUAGGGGGUGAGCAAUGCCAACAUGCGCCUGAUGGCUAGUGUAUCCCGUGAAGGUGGCGACCAUCGUCCAAGAGGCUCUGGUGUACCUCCAGGACGUCAUCGACUACGAGGAAGGUACGGCUCUCCUCAGAGCAGUCGCCAUUACCGAGCCCCCACGCCCCCUUCCCACAAUGCUAUCGCUCAUAAACGUGUCAAAGACUCGAGAAUCCAUGCGCCAUGAAGACAAUCGGUUGUCUUGUUCUCACACAUCCUACCUGGGCAAGUUUUCAUACAAUCAAGACGUUACGGGUGUACUACCGCGGGGGCUCGGUGAAUGUGUGAGCUCGUCAUAAGAAUUUCUCUCGUCCUAUGUACACCCUCUGUUCACGUCGUGCGAUGGUCGCCUUGUUUUGUCUUUUCAAAUUGUCAGCAAUUAAACUGUUUUUGAGCACAGAGCGCACACAUCGUCGCUGCGCAGACUGCUGUGCUUUCACACAGGGCUCAAAGAAGCUAAAGCGCUUGUCUCCAACCUGCGGCGCCCAUAGGCUUCGUCGGUAAGUUGUAUGACAUUGUUCCAUAAGCUUUGGCGACAGGCACGGGCUUCUUAUCCACCAGUCUAUAUUUGUCUCCCGUAGGCUCCAUGGGCUUCCCCGUUCUAUAAAUCUAUGGACGCUCACUCCAUCGCUCUCUUCUUAUCUUGCACUCUCAACUUGCUCGUCAUGAGCUCAGAGUCGA
Messenger RNA from Coniophora puteana RWD-64-598 SS2, 1036 nucleotides. RefSeq lists its product as uncharacterized. The transcript has 3 exons. Bases 345 to 542 code for a protein of 65 amino acids. Lineage: Eukaryota; Fungi; Basidiomycota; Agaricomycetes; Boletales; Coniophoraceae. The record is from RefSeq and is a predicted model, not a curated record.